Melampsora larici-populina 98AG31 is the source of this 2637-nucleotide messenger RNA. RefSeq lists its product as uncharacterized. Gene Ontology annotation, cellular component: exocyst. The transcript is spliced from 14 exons. The record is from RefSeq and is a predicted model, not a curated record. Gene Ontology annotation, biological process: Golgi to plasma membrane transport; exocytosis. Bases 1 to 2637 code for a protein of 878 amino acids. NCBI's taxonomy places the organism in Eukaryota, Fungi, Basidiomycota, Pucciniomycetes, Pucciniales, Melampsoraceae.
AUGAAAGCUAAACAACAAUGUUACAAAUUCAAUAUAGGCACGUCGGUCUCCACUACAUCCAAAAGUUUUAGCCCCAAAGCGUUUUUGUCGAAAGUACAUCCAAAUGCCAGUUUUAGUGACUUGAAAAUGGGCGGUGAACGGCUACGAGAAAGCCUGGAACAAAGGAGCGAGGCUCUCAAGAUUUUGGUCGAGAGCGAAUUUGAUAGAUUUGUAGCCGUCAAAGCUGCCACUGAAACCGUCUACGAACAGAUGAAGAAUGGACCACUGCGACCUGAGGAAGACUACUCAAUUGGUCCUUUACGGGAAUCUCUGAAGUCUGCUACCAGCAAGGCAGAGCAAGUCUACACGCCAAUCCUCGAAAACCGCAGAAAAGCCGAGAGACUUCGCAGUACCCUUGGUGUAUUCGAACGUAGCAAGUUCUUUUUUAACUUGCCUGGUACACUCAUCGAGGCUAUCGAAGCUGAAAAGUACGACACUGCCUUGCUUGCUUACAAAAGGGGAAGAAACAUGUUAGACUCUAGGCCUGGGCAAGUCCUUAACCUGCCGGCUCCUAGUAAUUCAGAAGAUGGAGCGCAGCACAAACGGAUAUUUGACAAAGUCUGGCUAGAAGUGGAAAAAGUCGUCAAUGUUUUCAAGCUUAAGCUGGGAGAGAAGCUCACUUCCAGUAACGGUCCCAUCGGCGUUGAAGAAAUCGAAAAGACGAUAGAGAUUUUGCUGGAGUUAGAUCCUUUGGAUGACCCAGCAUGGCUGUAUUUCGAGGCCCACCACCGCUCUAUCAUUGAAAAACUCAAGCAAAUAUUUACAUGCGCGACCCAAAAAGUUCGAGAAAUCUUGGCCGAAUUGAACACGGCUCGUGCUAAAGAAGAGCAAUCUGCAAUCGAUAUACGGACUUGCCUCGGUAUUUUAGAUCUUCCGCCUUCAAUUGAGGCUGAAGCAAUUUUAGGACAAGCCUCAGGUAGCCAAGGGUGGAAAGCUUUACUUGAAUUUAUCCGAGUUCCGUCCGAGCUUCUGUCCCGCGAAAUUAUACCGUACUGGAAGAUUGUCAAAGGUUAUAUCGACGGGAAAUAUCAAAGGGUUGGUGGCCGCUCCGAGUGCUUACAACGAUCCACAAGACUGAUAUAUCUUAAUCCGGAGACAUGUAAACAAAUGACAAACGAGAUCAUCACAACCUACGUUCACCUCCUAUCACAGUUUUUCCUUUUUACGUCAGAUCCAAAUUCACCGCUUGGAAAGGCGGCUGGCUCAGCCGUCCCAGAAUUCUUGCCUAGGAACACCAAUUCAAUCACGGCAGGCUAUUAUCUCAAAAAAAUGAUCGAUAGCCUGGUGGACUGGUCAAAUGAAGUGGGUAGCUUGGAGCUUCCAGAAGAGAGUUUGGGGUGCUUGAAAGAGAUGAUCGGUAAUGCUAGGUUCAGAUUUGAAGCAAGUCUUUCCGUAUAUUGGGUCCGAGAUUCAAAAAUAUUCCAUAGAUUGGAGGACUGGACAAGGCCAGAAAAAAAUGAUAAGGAAGAAUAUGUAGCAGGUACAACCAUAUACUUGACCCGACUUUAUACCUUUCAUCGACAUCUUACACAGACAGCUUUCAGGUUGGCUGGUGCUACAGACACCACUGCCAACGCAAUCUUCACGGGCUCCGAAGAGGCUCAAUUGCCCAAUAAAUCAAAAUCAGAGAUCCUGCAAGUCGACUGCGCUAAAAAGGCUCAGUCUGCGUUUUUAGAUGCACUUUAUGGAUUCUUAGACGGCUUAGUUCACGUCGCUUUCACGCCUCCGAAGCCGCUGCCAUCAGUAGAUGAACUCUCAGAUGCUGUUGCGGGGAUUAAAUUCAGCUCGAUGCUAAUGAAAGCUUCGAAAGCUAAUCAAGAUGAUACGCGAGUUCUAUUGACGAUCAGCAAUUUGUCACAUCUACGUACAACUUAUAUCCCCAAACUGUUCAGACAAUUCCAAGUCGCAUUUCGGGUAGAUAUGACAACGGAUACGGCAACUUUGAUGGACGUCAUCGGACAGCUUGACGCACUUUUGCUCGGGGACUAUAUCAAGAGAAAGUCAGUGAUACUUGCGGAUAUCAUCAACGCUGGGGUCCUUCAGGUCGACUGGUUCCUAGCUCCCAAACCGACGGAGGUACAUGCAUUUGUGUAUGAUGCUUUACUUUCACUUGUGCUCGUCCAUGCGCAAGUCUCUGCAAUCGCUGGACCCCCGAACCCGUCUUCUAGUGGCGAUCCAGGUGGAUCAUCCUUGGUAAAGACAGUAUUGUCUGGAUUGAUUGAAGAACUCGCCAACCAAUGUUUAGAGGCUUUUGGAAAUGUAGAAAGAUUUGGCAUGGGUGGAAUGUUACAGGCUACGUUAGAGAUCGAGUUUGUGCAUCAAACUUUGACAGCGUACGUGACACCCGAAGCUGACCAGACUCUGCAAAGUAUCUACAAAAAAAUCAGUCUUGCCUAUCAACGUACACCGAACCUAGAAGGGUCAAACGAGGUACUACAGAAUGAAUUAGAAGCAUUGAAACGAACACUUCAAUCUAGUCGACGGACAACUGCUUUAGCAUUUGUAUGUUUCAAGAAACCGAAAGCACCGUCAAGUGGGACUGCAGUUCCUCCUUCACUGCUCAGUCCUCCAUCGGUAGAUUCGAGUCAAGCUGGUUGA